Messenger RNA from Cladophialophora yegresii CBS 114405, 2088 nucleotides. Its product is annotated as Atypical/ABC1/ABC1-C protein kinase. Lineage: Eukaryota; Fungi; Ascomycota; Eurotiomycetes; Chaetothyriales; Herpotrichiellaceae. The coding region runs from base 1 to 2088 and encodes 695 amino acids. The transcript has a single exon. Gene Ontology annotation, cellular component: mitochondrion. The record is from RefSeq and is a predicted model, not a curated record.
AUGCGGACCUUCUUCAUCUUCGGCCGCUUCUGUGGCCGAAGGGAGUUCCCCUCUACCUUCUCUCACUUCGCCUUCCGAGUGCGCAUUCCCCGUCAUCAGCAGUCAUUUGCCCGAUGGACCAGAAAAUAUAGUCUAAAAGACCCGCGUCAAAGGCGCACGCCUACUCUCCUUGCAGCAGCGGCAGCGGCAACCGCGAUCUCUCCCGCCGCUUUUGUUCAACUGGGCGAGAACCAUGACGAUGGAAAGACGGGCGAGAUGCACAUGCUGGAGUUGUCUAGGCAGGAGAUCAGCAAGGAGGUUCCCGAUGAUGCCCGUGGCAUCCGCCGCUUCUACAAAACCGUCGUAUAUGUGCUAGACCAAUGGGUCUACGAGCCCAUAGCCACGAGUUUCCGUUUCCUGCACCUCCUCCUCAUCUUCGUGCCCGUCAUUGUCACGAUACCGGCUGCGUUUCUGGGUCCAAGGAGGAAAGAUCACGAUGACGAAAGAGUCGGUACUAUAUGGUGGUAUGGAUUCCUCGUGAAAUCCAUGGAGAGAGCUGGCCCGGCCUUCAUCAAGCUCGGACAAUGGGCCGCCUCCAGGAGCGACAUCUUCCCGGCCGAGAUGUGCAGGCAGAUGUCAGAACUGCAUUCAAACGCUCCUGCUCAUUCCCUGCGCCAUACUAUCAAGACCAUCUCCGAAGCAUUUGGGGGGAGGUCGUUCGGUGAAAUCUUCGAGGAAUUUGACGAGAAACCUUUGGGUGUCGGCGCCAUUGCUCAGGUCUACAAAGCAAGGCUGAAGCCGGAUCUGGCAGGACUCGACAAUAGUGGACUCGACGAGUCCGACAAUCUCCGCCUAAGCCAUCGCAUCAAGAAGAACGUCGAUGCCCUGGUUAAAUCUAGUCCUCAGAGAGUGCCUUCGGCUUAUGUGGCUAUCAAGGUCCUCCAUCCUAAGGUCGAGCGAACCGUCCGACGCGAUCUCAAGAUCAUGGCUGUCUUCGCCGCCGUCAUCAAUGCUAUCCCCACCCUGGAGUGGCUGGAUUUGCCCAACGAGGUAUACACCUUUGGCGGAAUGAUGCGCCUGCAACUGGAUCUUCGCAUCGAGGCUGCCAAUCUAACUAUUCUUCGCAAACAUUUCCAGCGUCGCACGACCGCAUGGUUCCCUUGUCCGUACACCGAUUUCACAACCCGCAAUGUUCUCGUUGAAGAAUUUGCGCAGGGCAUCCCGCUAGCAGCGUUUUUGGAGUCUGGAGGUGGCGUCUUUCAGAAAGAUAUCGCAAACGAGGGUUUGGAUGCUUUUCUGCAUAUGCUUCUGAUAGAUAAUUUCGUCCACGCCGACCUCCAUCCGGGCAACAUCAUGGUCAACUUCUACCAGCCCACCCAUCCAGAACUACCCAGUUAUCUGUCGCCCCGAGAUGCAUCGCAGCCAUCGACUGCUUCCGAAAUUGACGCCUCUGAGGCCGUCUUGUCACGCCUGCGUCCACACAUUGGCAAAAAGAAGGAAUGGCAGGCGGCACUUGUGGAGAUUGAGAGGGACGGUUACAUACCGCAGUUGAUUUUCAUCGACACGGGCCUGGUCACGGAAUUGAACGCGAAGAAUAGAACCAAUUUCCUGGACCUCUUCCGCUCUAUCGCCGAGUUCGACGGCUACAAGGCCGGCCAUUUGAUGAUCGAAAGAUGUCGCCAACCUGACGCUGUGGUUGAUGGCGAAGUCUUUGCUUUAAAGAUGCAGCAUCUCGUCUUAGCGGUUAAGGGUCAAACCUUCGCUCUCGGCAACAUCAAGAUCGGAGACGUCCUGUCAGAAGUCCUCGGAAUGGUUCGAGCUCACCAUGUUAGGAUGGAAGGCGAUUUCGUGAACGUGGUCAUCUCAAUCCUGCUGCUCGAAGGUAUUGGUCGCACGCUGGAUCCAGAUCUCGAUCUAUUCAAGAGCGCCUUACCCAUCUUGAGACAGUUGGGAUCAUCAGACCCAGGCGCUGUGUUGAAGAGUUUCAGAGAAGGUGACUUCUCCCUGUUGAAGAUAUGGGUUGGACUGGAAGCCAGAAGAUUCUUCCAGGCCAGUGCAGAAAGUGUGGAGAUGUGUGUCAAGUAUGAUCUGCUCAGCCCAAAUGUCUGA